Messenger RNA from Aspergillus bombycis, 771 nucleotides. RefSeq names its product enoyl-CoA hydratase/isomerase family protein. Gene Ontology annotation, cellular component: peroxisomal matrix. The transcript is spliced from 2 exons. The record is from RefSeq and is a predicted model, not a curated record. Gene Ontology annotation, biological process: fatty acid beta-oxidation. Lineage: Eukaryota; Fungi; Ascomycota; Eurotiomycetes; Eurotiales; Aspergillaceae. The coding region runs from base 1 to 771 and encodes 256 amino acids.
AUGGCAGCAACCAAAACCACGGUGACCGUCGAAUACAGCGACAAACUCGCCAUCGUGACUCUCGACAACCAAGAGAAACUCAACGCCCUCAGUCAAGAAGACUACUACAAACUGGCCUCGACGCUGAGAGAAAUCGCCCAGCACGACGAAAGGCGCAGAUAUAACCCGCCCACCCCCCGAUCUCGGCAAAACCGAGCCCCGCCAGUACUGGUGCGCGCCCUCGUGCUCAACAACAUCGAUCUCGCCGACGCGUUCUACACCCAUCCCAAGAUCCUGGUGACGGCGUUGAACGGGCCCGUGCUGGGCCUCUCAGCGGCAGUGGUUGCGCAUUCGGACUUCAUCUUCGCAACGCCGAACGCGUACCUCCUGACCCCGUUUUCGUCGCUGGGUCUUGUCACCGAGGGCGGGGCCAGUCUGGCCUUUGUGCGUCGGCUGGGUAUUAGCAAGGCGAAGGAGGCGUUGCUGUGCAGUCGCAAGAUUCCGGCUGAGGAGCUGCAGCAGGUGGGAUUUGUGAACCAGGUGUUGGACGCGGGCGGAGACGAGGAGAGAUUCAGGGAGAUGGUGUUGGGUGAGAUUGGCAGUCGGUUCGGUGAUCAUUUGGUGGGGUCUAGCUUGUUGGAGAUUAAGAGGCUGCUUCGUGAACCUGGGGAUCGAGAGUUUAAUGCCCAGGCUGUGCAGGAGGUUUUUGGGGGGCUGCAGAGGUUUGUUGAUGGCGUUCCCCAGGCGGAGUUUAAGAAGAUCGCGACUGGGCAGAAGAGACAUAAGCUUUAG